AUGAAGAAGUGGCUUUCAAGGAUGAAGAAUGACGUAGUCAAGUUCGAUCAGCGACUCGAGGAGGAUGUCCUUACGAAAGAAAGCUUUGGAAUUGUGGUGGAAGAGCUUCAAGGCCAAUUUCAGAAAGCCCUUAACUCCGCGCUGGACUCCAUCAAGCUAGAUGUCCAAACGCAACUAGAUCAUUUCAUGGCAGAACUUAUUGCACUUCGUGAUGAAAUGAAGGAUGUGAAGGGAGAUUGA
Prunus armeniaca (apricot) is the source of this 240-nucleotide messenger RNA. Lineage: Eukaryota; Viridiplantae; Streptophyta; Magnoliopsida; Rosales; Rosaceae. The record is from the annotation of a GenBank genome assembly.